Messenger RNA from Gregarina niphandrodes, 921 nucleotides. RefSeq names its product DHHA2 domain protein. The transcript has a single exon. Bases 1 to 921 code for a protein of 306 amino acids. Lineage: Eukaryota; Apicomplexa; Conoidasida; Eugregarinorida; Gregarinidae. The record is from RefSeq and is a predicted model, not a curated record.
AUGGGCCUGGAUCUGAAUGAAUUUGAAACUAGCGAUCAAGCGAAUAAGAAGGAAUGGGCUUGCCUGAUAUUGGUGGACCAUAACUAUUAUCAUGAACAUGAAGGGCCCGACAGAGAUGAUGUCCCUCCUAUUAUUGGAAUAAUUGAUCACCAUGAAGAUUCUGAACAGAUCAUGGGCAAUUGCCCUAAGAUAAUUGAGGUUCCCCGUGCGAGUACAUGUUCUUUGGUAGGUGAGUUAUAUUUGCAGACCACAACGGGCACAAACAUCAACCAAAAUAUUUCUUGUCUGCUUGCGUCCAUAAUUGAACAUGAUGCUUACCAUUUCGAUGAGGGGGUCAAAGGAAUCCGUUGGGUAGAUAUGGACAAGAAGAUAUAUCAUGAUUUGAUGGAGCAAGCGGCAAUUUCCAGCGGCAGGCCAUCUGAAGAAAUAGUGUGUGCACACAGAAAUGCAAUUAAAUCUCAGUUCAAGGAAUACUCGGAAUCUCUUGUCAACCUUAAUAUAUCCGAUGCGCUCUUGAAUGAUAACAAGAUCUUCCAUUAUAAUACCUAUGAUUUGAUAUUUGCGAGCAUGCCUGUUCAUCUCGGCGCGCUAAUAGACGAUAAAGAUGACAAUUGUGUUUCCGAUGAAUUCGCGAAAUACGUGACUGCAUGCGCAGGCAAGAAUAAGACAACGACUGACUUGUUUAUAUGCCUGUCAAGGGGCUCCGAAUGCAGGGAGCUAGCUAUCGCGUAUAUGGAUUCUGCCGAAAAGCUCGCCGCAAAAAUUCGCGACCAUUUGUUGGGCUGGGGUGAUAAUGUUUGUUUAAAACAAGAAGCCCGACCUCGCAAGUUUGGCCCAUGGGCAAUAAUCACGUUGCAGCUGGAUAGGAACAAAAGCCGUAAAAUCGUUGAGCCCCAUUUACGUGCAUUGUUCAAGGACUGA